AGCAGGAGCAGCUGGAAGCCAGAACCAGAGAGGGGCAUUGCGGCGAAGCUGAAAUUUCAAGACAGUAUCAGCGGGAUUUAAAAGCCAUACAUUUAGUGACACAGAACGCACCCACUCGCAUCUGGUUUUCCAAAAAAAAUACCGUGAGUGUUUCUGCCCACCGCAAAGAAAACUGGAGCCACAAGGUAACGAGUAAAUUGACCAUCGGCGAUGGAGUGCCCUCAUAUUCACGUUGCAGAUGUGAAUCUUCUUGUGUAAAAAAAACAACUGGAUAAAAAAAUGCUAGUACAGAAGCAACAUCAGUGAAACGUGUUGGGCUCCGAUUCUGCUUCAGCGGUGAGUCAUAGGGGCCAAGGGAUUUAACAGCAGAAGUUUUUGAAGUCCGCUUGCUAGAAAAUAGGAAACAAAUUGGCUUCUGGAUCAUUUCUUACAGUCGUUCGUAGCAUCGUCGCCUUCUUUUGUUGUUGCACAAAGCUGCGUUUAAAAAAAAGGACAACAUUGAAGGUGGGGCGAUAUUUGCUUAUUGGACUCCCCAGGCGUUAUGAAAAUAAUUUGACUCCAUCAGAUAAACCGGUACUUGAUGGGCCAUUCCGGCGAUGCUAACAAACUGUUGACACUUCCCGUUUCUGGAGGAUAAACUCACGGGGACACCAUGACACGAUUGCUUUAGCUUUCGGUGAGGCCGGACCUACAGUUGAUUGGGAUUUUUGCGCAUUUUAAAUGAUAACUGGCUCCCUGCGUUCAACAAGAAUUUGAACACCCUUUGCAGAUUUGAGAAAAGAACCGUCUUUUUACAAUGGCAUCGGAAGUGGUGUGUGGGUUGAUCUUCAGAUUGCUUCUUCCCAUCUGUUUAGUUGCUGCAUGUUUGUUUCGAUACAAUGGGCUAUCGUUUGUGUACCUCAUUUUUCUCCUCCUUAUUCCACUUUUUUCUGAACCCACAAAAAAGACAAUGCAAGGACAUACAGGCCGCUUACUGAAAACCUUGUGUUUUACAAGCCUCACAUUUCUCCUACUGCAUGCCUUGUUUCAAAUUACAAUUUACAGCCUCCAAGCUAAUGAAAAAAUCAAACCAGGCUUCAAUUGCACAGAUUGGGAAAAGAGCUUCCGACAGAUAGGAUUUGAAAGUGUGAAUGGGGCAGAUGCUGGAAAUAUUAUUAGACUUUUUGCUCCAGAUGUUGGGAUGUUUGUUGCUGGCUUGGCUACAUGGCUUGUCUGUAAAAGUUUAGUUCAACAGCCACCAUCAAUGGAUAUGGCACAGUACAAUCCAGAGUUCCAAAAUGAAGAGCAGACUGGUCUGGGUGCUUUCCACUAUAGUCCGGACAGUGUGUGUGUACGUGGUAUCAUCCUGGAGUGCUGCACAUUUGACGUCACUUGCAGAACAUGUGUAGAAACAGCAAAAAGUCAAAUAAUUACUGACACAAAUAAAUUGAUGAGAAAUAAGGGUGAUUGGCUGGACAGCUUGUUCUUAACAAGUUUACCUCCAGCUCAGCUUGUUCUUAGCUGGGCUUCCCUCCAACCGAACCAGGUUGAAGAAAAACUUGACCUGGCAGAUCCAUUCAUUUAUGAGGAAGAUUUUGAGGUAGCAGAUGUAGUUGAAGAAUUGGAAGAAGAGGGAACCAAACAAAAUAUUCUUCGCAGAAUUGCAACAUACGCAUCAAAACUAAAAGAAUUUAUUGGAAAUAUUAUAGCUACCACUGGAAAAGUAGUUGUUACUAUUUUACUUGGUCUAACAGGCAUUACACUACCAUCUUUGAGCUCAGGAGUAUACUUCUUCGUAUUUUUGGGAUUGUGUACUUGGUGGUCCUGCGGUAAACAGUUUGAUCCACUGAUGUUCAGCUGUUUGUGUGUAUUAAUGGCCAUAUUCAGUGCAGGACACUUGAUUGGACUGUAUCUUUACCAGUUGCAGUUCCUGCAGGAACUCAUUCCACCUGGUGACUUCUAUGCAAGGUUGUUUGGUGUAUCACCAGUUAUUCAAACAAAUUGCACGACUACCUGGAAGAUCAUAGCCAAUCCCAAUAUGUCUUGGCCCCAACAUGUCAAUCCUAUCAUGCUGUUAUUACUGUACUACACUUUGGCUACACUCAUACGUCUCUGGCUUCAAGAGCCAGUUAUAAGGAAUAUGGAAGAAGAAAGUUACAACAGAGAAGAAGAAGAGCAAAAAGAGCCAUUUGAAAGUGAUUCAUCUGUUACUGCCAAUAUGCGACGUAAUAUGUGGUAUUCGGCACACUAUGCAACUGAUGAGAGAAGGGCUUUGCUUGUAACAGUAAAUGGAAACCCUGUAGACUAUCAUAAUAUGCAUUCUGCAUUUCAAGCUGAGAAUGGUCCAACCACACUAGAGAUGUACUCCACACCACAAUAUAAAUGGGAGAUGGUUGACGAAUCCCCAGACAAAACUGAAGAUGACAGAAUCCCCGAGGAGACAGUGAAUAGCAGACUCAACAGCCUCAUCACCAUUUUCCGUUUCAUUAUGAAGCAGAGCUAUAUAUGUGCACUCAUUGCCAUGAUGGCUUGGAGUAUUACCUAUCAUAGCUGGCUCACCUUUGUCUUAUUGAUCUGGUCCUGUAUUCUCUGGAUGGUGCGAAAUCGGCGGCGAUAUGCCAUGCUCACAUCUCCAUUCAUGGUCUUCUAUGGAAAUGUUCUCUUAACCCUGCAAUAUAUCUGGAGUCUUGACCUUACAGAAGAAGAACUUCCUCAGUUAACAGGAGUCUUACAAAAGAUGAAGACAACCCCAUGUGUCGAACUAAGUUCAAAGAUCCUGUGUGCACUGACAUUCUGGCUGCUACUCCGCCAAUAUAUUACAGAGCGCCGAGAAGCAAAGAAACUCAAGGAAUCUGCCUUAUCAGAAGUUAAAGUAGAGGAAUUAGAUGAUGGCCAACAAGGAAAGGAGAUAAUGAAAGUCUUAGGAACCCUGGUGAUGGGAAUGUUUGUCAAGUAUUGGAUUUACGUUUGUGGUGGAAUGUUUUUCUUCGUCAGUUUUGAGGGGAAGAUUGUCAUGUACAAGAUUAUAUACAUGAUGUUGUUUCUGUUCUGCGUUGCUCUAUAUCAGGUGCAUUAUGAUUGGUGGCGGCGGAUUCUGAAAUAUUUUUGGAUUAUCGUUGUUUCCUAUACUAUGCUGGUCUUGAUCCUCGUGUACACCUAUCAGUUUAAGUCAUUCCCAGAUCUAUGGCAAAAUAUGACAGGAAUGGAUAUUGAAAAGUUGAAGGAUCUUGGAUUAGAACAAUUCUCUGUUGCAGAUCUAUUUACCAGCAUUUUUAUCCCAACAUCUUUCUUGCUGGUCUGUAUACUACAUCUUCAUUAUUUCCAUGAUCGUUUUCUUGAGCUCACUGAUCUAAAAGCGGUUACCAGCAAACAGGAAAGCAGCAUAUACAGGUUAGUAAAUCAGGAUGGAAGUCUCCCAGACAUUGGUAUGAUGAAUCUUAAUACCAGUGCUCAAAAAGAGGAAAGAGUGGAGGCUAAACAGCCAAAUGAGGGUGAAGAAGAUGAUGAUGAUGAUGAAGAAGAAGAUGAAGACUGCACAGAGGAAAGAAAUAAUAAAUGGCACCUUGUAAUUGAUCGACUAACAGUGUUGUUUCUGAAAUUUAUGGAGACUUUCCACAAACUGCAAGUUAUGGCUUGGUGGAUCUUAGAGCUACACAUAAUCAAAAUUGUAUCCUUUUACAUCAUUUGGAUUACCUUGAAAGAGGUUUCCUUGUUGAAUUACGUUUUCUUAAUUUCAUGGGCCUUUGCUUUGCCUUAUGUCAAGCUACGUCCACUGGCAUCAAGUGUCUGCACAGUCAUGACUUGUAUAAUCAUUGUGUGUAAGAUGUUGUACCAACUAUCUUCUGUUCAGCCUUCCAACCACUCUUCUAACUGUACAAUUCCACAACUCAAUGAAACAAAUGUAGAGAGCAUUGAGAAAUUGAAGAAAUCAGUGCUUUAUGCCAGCCCAGUUGACCCAGCAAAUUGGAUUGGACUAAGAAAGUCCUCUCCCCUUCUGGUAUAUCUUAAGAACAACCUGCUGAUUCUUGCUGUUUUAGCAUUUGAAGUGACAAUCUACCGUCAUCAAGAGUACUUUAGGCUCCGCAAUAACCUUCCACAUCCAGUAACAAAAACAAUCUUUCAUGACAUCACAAGGCAACACUUGGAUAAUGGACUGGUGAACUGUGCCAAGUAUUUCAUAAAUUACUUCUUCUACAAGUUUGGGCUAGAGAUAUGUUUCUUAAUGACUGUCAAUGUGAUUGGCCAACGGAUGGAUGUGUAUGCCAUGCUUCAUGCUUUUUGGUUAUUUGCAUUACUCUACCGACGCCGCAGAAAAGCCAUUGCAGAAAUAUGGCCUAAAUACUGUUGCUUCCUAGCAUGCAUUUUGACCUUUCAGUACCUACUUUGUAUUGGCAUCCCACCUGCUGCGUGUAAAGAGUAUCCAUGGAGAUAUGCCAGUGCCAAAAUCAACUCAAACUUUAUUAAGUGGUUGUACUUUCCAGACUUCAUCACAAAUCCAAAUCCGAUGUUUCUCAUUUAUGACUUCAUGAUGUUGCUCUGUGCAUCACUGCAGUGGCAGGUGUUUGAAGAUGAAAACAGAGCUGCAGUAAGGAUAGUUGCUGGGGACAAUGUAGAAAUUUGCAGAGAUUUGGAUGCAGCCACAUUCAGUCAACAUAAUCCAGUGCCGGACUUCAUUCAUUGCAGAUCCUACCUGGAUAUGAUAAAAGUAAUUGGAUUCAGUUACCUAUUUUGGUUCGUGCUCACAAUCAUCUUUAUCACAGGAACAACACGAAUCAGUAUCUUCUGCAUGGGUUACCUUGUCGCCUGUUUUUAUUUCCUGCUCUUUGGUGGAGAGCUAUUACUAAAACCUAUUAAAAUAAUCCUCCAAUAUUGGGACUGUCUUAUUGCCUACAAUGUUUUUGUGAUCACAAUGAAGAAUAUUCUCUCUAUAGGAGCCUGUGCCUACAUCAAUUCUUUAAUUUUGAAAAGCUGUUGGUUAAUCCAAACAUUUGGUCUUGUUUGUACAGUUAAGGGCUAUGACCAGCCCCCUGCUGAGAACCUUAAGAAAUGUCCAUUGCCUAAGGAUGAAGCAGGCAUUAUAUGGGACAGUAUAUGCUUUUCUUUUCUGUUGCUACAAAGGAGAGUUUUCAUGAGUUAUUACUUCUUGCAUGUAGUAGCAGACAUAAAAUCUGCUCAAAUUCUCGCAUCAAGAGGUGCAGAGCUGUUUCAAGCUACAAUAGUAAAAGCUGUGAAGGCUAGGCUCGAAGAGGAAAAGAAGUCAAUGGAUCAGCUCAAAAGACAGAUGGAUCGCAUCAAAACAAGACAACAGAAAUAUAAAAAAGGCAAAGAGAGAAUGCUCAGUUUGAAUCAGUCAGCAGAUGCGCAGGGUCCUCAGUUGAAGCCGGAAGAUGAUGAUGAUGAUGACGAUGAAGGAGAACCAGAGAAAGACAAAGCCAAGGGCAAAAAAAAGCAGUGGUGGCGGCCCUGGGUUGACCAUGCUUCUAUGGUACGAAGUGGAGAUUACUAUCUCUUUGAGACAGACAGUGAGGAGGAAAAUGAAGAAGAAGUAAAAGAAGAUGAAGAAGAACAACCCAAAAAGUCAGGUUUUCAGAGAGCAGUUCGGAAAUUUGCUUCAGCCAUUAUAGCCUUGCCAAAGUCUAUCCUAAAACUUCCAAAAACCAUACUUCAGUUGAUAGUCAGAGCUAUAAAGUUUAUUUAUCAGACCUGGAUGAAAGAUUCAAAAUCGGUAUUAAAAGGAAAGGAGAAAAAUAAACGGAAAGAAUGGGAAAACAGUAAAAAAGAAACAGGAGGUCACAUUGCAAUUGAAUGUGAAGAGACAGAAGAACUACCAACACCAGAAGAAGUGCAUAAACACUCUAAUGCACCAGAUAAUGUUUUCAAGCGGGUGUUUAAUCUUCUGAAGUUCACAUGGGUUCUUUUCUUGGCUCUGGUGGACAGUUUUACAAAAUGGCUAAAUUCAAUCUCAAAGGAAUGCAUUGAUAUAUCCACUGUUCUGAGGAUAGAGAGAUGUAUGCUUACGAGAGAAGUAAAGAAGCAUGCUGCUUCCAAUUCCCACAAUUGCCGGUAUAAAUUGAUGGAAGGCAACUGCUAUCUUGGCAAAGCCUUCUGCCCUGGCUGCAGCAAUGACCUUGUCAUGGGGAAGCAAAAUGAAGCCAUCUGCUACACUGAAGCUACCAUGCUGUACUCACGGCAGUCAACUCUAGAUGAUAUAGAUGAUAUUCCUAAAACAAGUGAGCGUGCUCGACCUAGGCUUCGUAAAAUUGAACCAACACAAUGCACAAUGCUGUAUUCGCGCCAAGGUACCACAGAUACAAUUGAAGAAGUGGAAGAUGAGCAGGAUGAAGAAAUGACAAUUCCUGUAUGCACAUCAGAUAUCAUGACUGAGGAAGUUCCACCUUCGUAUAGCAAAGCUGUUAGUCUUGAUCGCCUAUCCUUUAGUUCAGAUUCAGCUGGUGAAAAACACCUUAUGGCACUUACCCCAGAUAGCAGGAUGGAUUUACUAGAAGAUACAAUCUUUCCAAAUUUAAGCCAUGAACUAACAGCCAGUGAACUGCUUCUUAACAAAAUGUUUUAUGAUGAAGAGUUAGAAGAGUCAGAAAAAUUCUACAAAGCCCAGCCUCGAGCACUACUCCUAUUCUUCGCUCUAUAUAAUACCUUAGUAGCUCGUUCGGAAAUGUUAUGUUUCUUUGUCAUUAUACUAAAUCACAUGGUUUCUGCUUCAAUGAUUACGCUGGUACUUCCUAUUCUCAUCUUCCUCUGGGCUAUGUUAUCUGUACCCAGGCCAAGCAAACGUUUCUGGAUGACAGCCAUUGUGUAUACUGAGGUAACAAUUGUGAUCAAGUACUUUUUCCAAUUUGGAUUUUUUCCAUGGAAUGAAAAUUUGAGUAUAACUCGAGAAAAACCUGAUUUUCCCCCAAAUAUAAUUGGCAUUGAGAAGAAGGAAGGCUAUGUGCAUUAUGACCUUAUACAGCUGCUUGCACUGUUCUUUCACCGAUCCAUUUUAAAGUGUCAUGGUUUAUGGGAUGAGGAUGAAAAGAAUGAAAAUGCCUCAGCUAAAGAUGACAUGGAACAAGAUCAUCUGAAUGAGUCUCAGAGAAAGAACUCCAUAGGUUCUUUAAAAUCAAUUAAUUUGCAAGCAUCAAUGGAUUCCAUACAUGUUCACUUUCCAGAACAGACAACAGCCAGAAGACCAAGUUCAACAGGUUCACAGAUCUCAAAUCGAUCGUCACAUAGAUCACAAAGAGGUAGUAUAAGCACCCGAAACAGUAGUAGCCGGAAAGGAAGUGGGUCACUCAGUGUUCAACCAAAGAAUAAGAAAGAGCUUUUAUUGGAAAAAGUAAGGGAACAAAUGAUCAAGGCAAAAACCAUUGUCAUUGCAAAAACACUUCAAAUAUAUAUUCCAAUCAAACAUUUCUUCUACAACAUUAUCCAUCCGGAGUAUAGUGCAGUAACAGAUGUCUACGUGUUGAUGUUCUUGGCUGAUGUUGUAGACUUCAUUGUUAUUGUCUUUGGUUUUGGGGCAUUUGGGAAACAUUCAGCAGCCGCCGACAUCACAUCUUCUUUGUCAGAGGAUCAAGUGCCAGAGGCAUUUCUGGUGAUGUUAAUAAUUCAAUUUGGCACAAUGGUAGUGGAUCGAGCACUCUAUCUCAGAAAGACAGUCUUAGGAAAAGUUAUCUUUCAAGUCAUCCUUGUUUUUGGAAUUCAUUUCUGGAUGUUUUUUAUAUUACCAAGAGUGACAGAAAGGAGGUUUAACCAGAACAAAGUUGCACAGGUUUGGUACUUUGUUAAAUGUGUUUACUUUGGAUUGUCAGCAUAUCAAAUACGUUGUGGUUACCCAACACGUGUGCUUGGUAACUUUCUGACAAAAAGCUACAACUAUAUAAACUUGUUCCUCUUCCAAGGAUUUCGACUAGUUCCAUUUCUGACUGAGCUCAGAGCAGUGAUGGACUGGGUCUGGACAGAUACAACUCUUAGUCUCUCCAGUUGGAUCUGUAUAGAAGACAUUUAUGCUCAUAUUUUCAUUCUAAAGUGCUGGCGUGAAUCUGAAAAGCGAUAUCCUCAGCCACGUGGGCAGAAGAAAAAGAAGGUUGUAAAGUAUGGCAUGGGUGGCCUUAUCGUCUUCUUGUUAAUAUGCAUUGUGUGGUUCCCACUCCUCUUCAUGUCCUUGAUCAAAUCUGUUGCUGGUGUGACAAAUAAACCUUUGGAUGUAUCCAUUUCAAUAACAAUUGGAGGUUAUCAGCCUAUCUUUACAAUGAGUGCCCAGCAGAAGCAGCUACAAGAUUUUGAUCAAAGUCAGUACAACAAACUUUUAAACAAUUUUAAAGAUAAUCCUGCUGCCAUGCAGUUCCUGGAUGCGUACAUGAAAGAAGACAUUCUAAUUGCACAACUUGAAGGAAACUCAAAUUCUCUUUGGACCAUCAGUCCACCAAGUCGGAAGAAGAUGAUAGAAGAAUUAAAGGAUAAUGUUUCAAAAGUCUUCAUUGUGGUUUCUUGGUCUGUUCAAAGGAAUAUCAGUCUUGGUGGAAAAUCAGAAAUUGCUUCAGAUAAAAUUUCUUUAGAAAUUCAACCUGAAGCCAAAAUAGCUCUUGCUGCGGCAGUGGAAGGAAAGAACAAGUCUGUAAAAAUUGAAAAUAUAUUUCCAAACUACAUUAGGGCUCCCAGUGAUUCUGAAUCAAAACCUGUGAAACAACUUUAUGAAAAUGAUGCUGACUACUGUGAACUCAUUGUAAAACUGGUUCAGCAAGGAAACUGCUCUUCAGACCACUGUCAGGAAUGGUGGACUGUUAAUCAGUCUGAAAGAUUCUACAGAAAUGAUGAUAAAGAAAGCCUUGAAAUUAUUGUAUUCAGUGAUAAAGUUAGCCCACCUAGCCUUGGAUUUCUUGCUGGUUAUGGCAUCAUGGGUCUGUAUGCAUCAGUUGUGCUGGUUAUUGGGAAGUUUGUACGUGAGUUUUUCAGUGGGAUCUCUCACGACAUCAUGUUCGAAGAGCUGCCAAAUGUGGAUCGAAUUUUGAAAUUAUGUACAGAUAUCUUCCUGGUUCGAGAGACUGGAGAACUGGAAUUAGAGGAGGAUCUGUAUGCCAAGCUCAUCUUCUUGUACAGAUCACCAGAAACUAUGAUCAAAUGGACACGUGAAAAGACAAAAUGAAAGCUUCUGCUGAGGUGGAUAGGGGUAUUUUUCUGAAAAUAAAACAAAAGCACAAUAUCAUUGAAAAGCUAAGCUAUUCACAAUAGAGUGACAGCAGCUUUUCCUUAUGGAGCCCAGGCAGUCGCACGUUCCUCAAGUCUUCUCUGCCUACAGUCUUCGCUGAUACUAAAGACUGGUGCCUGUCCUAACAUUCAGCACCAAUUGUGGAAACGAUUCUGUUGGAACCGAAUCUUUCUAUUUUUAAGUCAGGCAAAAUCAGGGCUUCCGAAAUGCUUACCGUCCUUGCAGGCAUCAUCUUUAUCAGUCCUUUAUAUUUCUGUAUGCAAUGCAAUGAUUUUGGACCAUAUAAUCUGCUGUCAUUAUCACCCAGGCACAGAGGAAUAGGACCUGGUGUGAUUCAAUGGUGACCAAAUAAUGGGGACUUCACUCAUGCAUAAGAAUUCUUGGAUAUCACAGGUCUCCAAUGGUGUAAGCCUAUACUGACUGCCUUGAGCAAGGAAGAUAAUUUGACAAUCUGUUUUGAAUGCCUUAUUUUAUUUGUACAGUCAAAAGAAAAGUAUCACCAUGUCAGUGAUCUUUCUCAGGAAAAAUGUUUAUUUACCAAAGGCUUUGUGUCUUCUGUAACUUCAUUCCCUUAUUAAAAACUUCCUCUUAAGCAAAUGCUUCUCCAAGAUGAAAAGCCCAGAUGAUACCAGUGAAAACUCUUGAAACUAAAGGUCAGCAAAACAUUCAGAAUUAAUUGAACUUGCAAAGUGCAAAAUCUUCCGGUUUUCAUUUGUUUGUUUCAACUUCAUCAAUAGCCCCAUAGUUUUAGCAGUUUCUUUUUGUGAAGGGCAGAAAAUUGAUAAUAACUGGAUUUUCGUUCCAAAUUUUGCUACCUCUCUGAAACACCUCGCCUUUCAUCUAUGAGAUUUGUCAUUUGGGAAAGUGGACAAUUUAUAGUCAUUACUGCUUGUAUCACUCUUUAACUGAUUUUCAGAAAGUACAUACUAGUCCACGGCUAUUCCUCUCCAAUUUGUUAUUUCUUCUUGUUGGAAUCCAUGUAAUCUGUUCUACUGCCCCUGGUAGCUUGUAAAUUAUCAAGAACUUAUUGAGAGACUGUCAGAGAAACAAUCAUGACUCCCACAUUGUUGCACACUAGGUUGGAGCAAGCAUACACUGUGUCACUCUAGUUUUUGCACAACUUGCAUUAGAUAAAUAAAUUUUGUUCAUUAGCAUUAAAUAGAAAAAGGCCCAACUGAGAUCUAAACAAUUUAGAUCGAGAAAAGUCUAUUUAAACUUUAAAUGCACAAAUGUUUGAUUUCCAUACCUAAAUAUGCAAAACAAUGAUGAGGAUGGUAGCAUGAUCAAGUUCCACAGAUAAUAGUUGCUGUUUUUAUAUUCUAAAUUAAUCUUUAAAGAAGAUAGUGUUGAGCGCAGUAUAUAGAAUGUGAAAUAACUGGAGUCAAAAUAAAAAGGAUGUUAUGUAACCAUUCAAUAUUGCAUAAUAUUCUGACAACGUAGAUCGCCUGCUAGAAAGUAUGGACUUCUGUAUUGCAGAUUUAUGAUAAAUUUUGAUUUUGAUUACAUAUUUCCACAUGCAAAUUACUACUGCUACAACUGUUGAAGCAUCCAUAAUCCUGUUAGAGGAGUACAGGGCAAAACAUCAGUCUGAUGUAUUUUAAUGUUGAUUUUAUUGACUUACCAACGUGCAAAUAUGGUUAAAGAUUCAAAAUGGGGAGCUAUUUCUAGGUCAUGGUAUUAUUGAUAGCAUAAAAUCAAAACACAAUUAUUAGAUCUUUAAAAAUCAAAUGAUUUGGGAAACCCUUUAUAAAAAUUAAUCCACUGUUGCAGCAAGGGUUAUUCCACCAUAAUGUUGCAGUGUACAGAUGUAGAAUUAUUUUUCAACUUGUGCUUUGCAAAAUAUGAAUCGUUAAUUCUUGAGGCGAUCAUUCUGUUUCAUAUAUAUCGUUACUUAGAGAAGCCAGCUCAGUUCACAGCUAUUGACAUUUGUAUCAAUAAGAAAUUAUUAAUAAUGCAAAGGAGGGAUUGUAACAUAGCAUUCAUUGGUAGUUUCUCUAUUGAAUUAUCUAAUUCAGUAACUGACCAACUAUUACACAAUCACAGGACAGUUCAAUUAUUACAGCUUUUGGAGCUCACUAUAUUGUGUUUUUCAAUUCUAUAUGAGAUAUUUAAACAGCAUUGGAGUCCGGGUUUAAUGGGGUUUGAAAAUAAGUGUUUGCUUCAAGAGGAUCUGGGCAAGAAAUUCAGUACCUCAGUGAUAAUGUGCAUGAGGAAAAGUGAUUAAAUAAUUAAUUAACCACAUGAUCUUGAAAAAAUAACAGUGGUCAGGUGGGGGGGGGGCACAGAGUUUCUAAAACUACUUUAUAGGGUUAAAACUGAAAAAAAAUGUAGCUGUGUAAAGUUGCAAAACUCUACAGUCUGCAAUAUUACAAUUAAGGUAACCCUUGAAGACCAUUUUAUAAUUAUCUCUUUUAAAGAAAAAUUCACGCAAGAGAGAAUUUUCAUAUGCAAAUGUUAAGAACUUUUCAUCUUUUGAGAGGAAUUCAUUGCAAUUCCUGCCACAUAGAAUGGGGGGGGGGCAACUGUUACUUUUCCUUUGAUUUUCUGUAACUACCUUAACCAUGUUUAUUGAAACAAAAUAGCAAUUUUGAUCCUACUUAUUGACAAUCCAGUUGCACGUUCUAACCCUCUCCAACAUGUGCACUGUUUCAGAUGAUUUUAAAUGAAUAUUUCUGAAAAUGAAUGAUAGUAGUUUGUAAAACUAAGUUUUGUAUGACACAGGAGUUACGUGGUUCCUCAGCAGAUUUCAAUAUUACAACAUGCUAAGGUGUAUUUAUAUUUCAUGUUCAUUCAUAAACUUCUGGAAUACUGAAAUUAGUUUAGAAAUUAUGCAAUAAGCUUUGCUUCUAGUUGGAUUAGUCUGGUUUCCCUGAGCAGGAUGCUGCCUCCCAGACCCAAGAUUGUGACCCUGCUGUCAACAGUUACCAGUGGAAAUAUGUCCCUGUUUUAUAUUUGUUUCUAAAACAUAUC
Rhincodon typus (whale shark) is the source of this 12157-nucleotide messenger RNA. RefSeq names its product piezo-type mechanosensitive ion channel component 2-like. Gene Ontology annotation, cellular component: plasma membrane. Gene Ontology annotation, biological process: cellular response to mechanical stimulus; detection of mechanical stimulus; regulation of membrane potential. The transcript has 56 exons. Gene Ontology annotation, molecular function: mechanosensitive monoatomic ion channel activity; monoatomic cation channel activity. The coding region runs from base 797 to 9124 and encodes 2775 amino acids. Lineage: Eukaryota; Metazoa; Chordata; Chondrichthyes; Orectolobiformes; Rhincodontidae. The record is from RefSeq and is a predicted model, not a curated record.